This is a messenger RNA of Coffea arabica (coffee), 1436 nucleotides long. Its product is annotated as tobamovirus multiplication protein 1. The record is from RefSeq and is a predicted model, not a curated record. Gene Ontology annotation, cellular component: plant-type vacuole membrane. Lineage: Eukaryota; Viridiplantae; Streptophyta; Magnoliopsida; Gentianales; Rubiaceae.
CGCUUUCCCUUUUUCUGGGGCUGGAUUGCACCCAAGAAGCAAGUAGCACUAGUAGAGUGGCACUAAACUUUGUAGUUGCGGGGAAAAACGAUUCUUUACGUCUCAUUUCAUUCAUUAAUCGGCUAUUAUUUCAGACACGAGGGACUGUAUUUUCUCUUUUUGGGUUGAGUUGAGUUUGACUUGCUUCCACACGUUGGGGAAAAGCUGAAAAUGACGAGAAUGCCACUCAGCUUUCCGGCGACCCACUUCAGCCGGCCGACGGCCAACUGGUGGCACAAGAUCAACGAAUCCGUUGAAUGGCAAGAUGGGAUCUUUUACACUCUCUGUGCUGCCUACGCCCUUGUCUCCUCUGUUGCCCUCAUACAACUAAUAAGGAUAGAACUUAGAGUCCCUGAAUAUGGCUGGACGACUCAGAAGGUUUUCCAUCUCAUGAACUUCAUUGUCAAUGGAGUGCGUGCUAUCGUCUUUGGGUUUCACAAAAAAAUAUUUCUUUUGCAUCCUAAGGUUCUGACUUUUGUACUCUUGGAUCUUCCUGGGCUACUCUUUUUCUCAACAUAUACACUUCUUGUCCUAUUUUGGGCCGAGAUUUAUCACCAGGCCAGAAGUUUGCCAACUGAUAAGCUCAGAAUUUAUUAUAUCUCCAUCAACUGUGGAAUAUACUUCUUACAGGUUUGUAUCUGGGCUUACCUCUGGAUUCAUGAUAAUAGCGUAGUUGAAUUCAUUGGGAAGAUAUUUAUUGCAGUGGUGUCAUUUAUAGCAGCACUUGGUUUCCUAUUCUAUGGAGGAAGGUUAUUUUUCAUGCUAAGACGCUUUCCUAUAGAAUCAAAAGGGAGAAGAAAGAAACUUCGUGAGGUUGGAUCUGUGACGGCGAUAUGCUUCACUUGUUUCCUUAUAAGGUGUCUCGUGGUUGUGCUCUCUGCUUUUGAUGCUGAUGCAUCACUGGAUGUGUUGAAUCAUCCUGUGUUGAAUCUGAUAUAUUACAUGUUGGUUGAGAUUCUUCCUUCGGCUCUUGUGCUCUACAUCCUGAGGAAGCUACCUCCCAAAAGAAUAUCAGCCCAAUAUCAUCCCAUCCGUUAGCGAGGUUGCAAUUUGUGGUAAUUCAUCAUAUCCUUUGCUGUGGCUGUGAAUUAAAAGCUAGCUUUGUCUGAACAAGAACAGUGGAGCCAGAAAUACAUCCAUAGCUGUUGUUAAGAUAGUGGUUUGGGUAAUUAAUGUCAAUGAAUUCUUUUUCAACGCCUGGUUGAAGGCAACUAUUUUGAUUGAGUUCCAUAGGGUGGUUCCUUCAUUAGUUUUUGGAGAUUAGGAAAUUGUACUCGAGUGACAUCGUAUGCGUUUAGUUGGGUUGGCUGGUCAAAUUAAUUUCUUGUAAUAUUGACGCUGAGGAUGCUUUCUCCUGUUCCAAAGUAAUACAACAUAUUGCCUCCAGAAUCUCUAAA